This is a messenger RNA of Funneliformis caledonium, 285 nucleotides long. The record is from the annotation of a GenBank genome assembly. NCBI's taxonomy places the organism in Eukaryota, Fungi, Glomeromycota, Glomeromycetes, Glomerales, Glomeraceae.
AUGAACAAUUUCGAAAAAGGAAAGGAACUAGAAGACAAAUCUGCCGAUAGAUUGGAUGCUGUAGGCGUCAAAAAUAAUAAAAAUAGUGGAGAUGGAAUUGAUAUCUCUGGAGAGGCUGCAAGUAACGAAUUUGCAAUCCAAUGCAAGAAUUGGGCCAAUAAAAUUGGUCAUAACGUUGUAGAUGAGCUUGCAGGGGUGCUCUCUAAACGUGAAAACCGUGAUAAAAUUGGUAUUGUGGUGGCGCCCUCUGGAUAUCAAAGAAAGCCGGACUGGAGCAAGGCAUAA